Zea mays is the source of this 1206-nucleotide messenger RNA. Its product is annotated as probable WRKY transcription factor 72. The record is from RefSeq and is a predicted model, not a curated record. The coding region runs from base 82 to 978 and encodes 298 amino acids. Gene Ontology annotation, molecular function: sequence-specific DNA binding; DNA-binding transcription factor activity. Gene Ontology annotation, biological process: regulation of DNA-templated transcription. NCBI's taxonomy places the organism in Eukaryota, Viridiplantae, Streptophyta, Magnoliopsida, Poales, Poaceae. The transcript is spliced from 2 exons.
CACGGCACGGUUCAUCUGUCUGUCUGUCUGUCUAUAAAUAGACAGGCAUUAAGAGAAACUAGCUAGCUAGGAUUCAUAUUCAUGGAGCUUAAGACUACUCUUGUUUUCAAGGACGAGAUGAUGAGAGGCGCAGGCGCAGCUCACAAGAUGAACCUGGGCGACGACGAACCUGCCGCCGGGCCAGUUCUGUCACUUAGCCUUGGACCGGCGGCGAACGCGAACCGCGCAAGUUUCCGCGCGGAAGGACGACGAGGGGAGAUCAGCGCCAGUAACGACGCCGACGACGGGACCGGUCUGGCCCUCGGUUUGCGCUGCGGCGGCGGCUCUGGCGCCAAGCGGCAGAGGGUGGUAAUUGUAGACAACGACGACGGAGGAAGCAGCGAGAAGGCGCUGCGGCGGCUGCCGGGGGCGCCCCCGCCGCCGCCGCAGCAGAGGCCGGACCGCGUCACCGUCAGGACGCGGUGCAGCGCGGCCACGGUCAACGACGGGUGCCAGUGGAGGAAGUACGGCCAGAAGGUGGCCAAGGGCAACCCGUGGCCGCGCGCCUACUACCGCUGCACGGCCACGCCCGACUGCCCCGUCCGGAAGAAGGUCCAGCGGUGCGCGCACGACACGGCCGUGCUGGUCACCACGUACGACGGCGUCCACAGCCACCCGCUCACGCCCUACGCUGCCGCCGCCGCCGCCGCUCGACGCGCAAGCUGCGACGGCGCGCCGCCGCGGCUGGCCUUCCCGCUCGCCGCGCUGCCGCAACGCUACUGUUCGCCCAGCGGCGCCGUGGCCAUAUCCGGUCUGCCGGCUGCGGCGUCGAGUCACGGUCACGGCAACGUCGUCCCGAUGGCUAGCAUCAUGCAGAAGGCGGUCGCGGACCCCAACUUCCGUGCGGCGGUCAUGGCCGCCGUCGCCAGCUACGUCAGCGAGCAGUGCGGUGGAAGAAAUAUCGACGACGGCGCCUUCACCUUGCCACCUCCCGGCUAACUCAUAUGCAUGGGAUCACAAAUACUACUCGCUACUGCGUGAAGAUGGAUAGCUAGGAAAAGGAAUUAUGACAUGUAAAUUUAUCGUCCCAUUCGAUUUCAUUUGUUCUUUACUUACCAAUCACCUGCUUCGGGUCGUUGUAACACCAUUAUUUUCAUUCGCGAUUCUCAUGCACAAGAUUCGGAUUUUCUCUUGUAAUUAAUUAAUAACAAUUCUUUUCCGAUGAAA